Molecule: messenger RNA, 3398 nt
Organism: Haliotis rufescens (red abalone)
Lineage: Eukaryota; Metazoa; Mollusca; Gastropoda; Lepetellida; Haliotidae
Product: interaptin-like
Exons: 3
Coding region: 915-2705 (596 amino acids)
Biological process (GO): regulation of apoptotic process
Source: RefSeq, a predicted model, not a curated record
AGACAUAAGCUCACCAGGCAUAUAUGGCCAGGUGAGCUAAAGAUAUUUAACUCUACAAAUUUUGUGUGGUGAACAAUAAUCCAAAAACCAGAAAACAUAAGAUAAUAAUUGUUUUUUAGAGCUCCUGCUGGUGAUAUGUCACAGGCUUUUAGUAAUCAAUACAUCAACACAAUGAGUGUGCUCCUCUCGAGCUCUAUCGAGAAUAGAGCACAAUCAUAAUCAUGUGAGUUGUCCCAUUAUAAUCAUAAUCAGACACUGUAGAUGAGAUCUGUACAAUAAUGCUGACUUGGAUCAACUCCAAAACUCAACGUGGCAGGGGUAAAAGAUAAUGUGUCAUUUAUAUUUCUUAUCUUUUGUUUUGUUGCUGCUAGGUAGGUUAGUGUUCACAACGACCGACCGUGUAGAGUGCACCAAUUGAAACCAUCUAGACCUGAUAUAUAUGUGAUAUAUGUGAAUCAGGUUACUUGGCUUUACGUCACGGCUAGACCCAGGUGUUCGACGGAUGACUAGUUAAGUAUGACUGAAAGAUUUCAUCUAACAUACGAAAGUGAAGAGAGUUGUCAGGUACACUGACUACAAAAGCGUGGUAUUAGGUGUACUAGUGAGAUCCAAUGACAAUAUGACAGUGUACGUGCCAUAAAGUUGGAUAUAUGUUGUCAAGACUAUGGAAAUUACUUUUGUUUUUCAUGUGAAGAUGAAACUUAAGUAGACCCAUUCCAGACACUGCUGACAGACGCAAGGAGAGUUCAGGAACACUGGGUCAAUAACACUCUAUGUUACAUCACAACGUUGAUUGGAUGAUCCAAUCUCUAUAUUUAUUGAUUGGUAUGUCAAUUAGCAAUAUAAUUAAAAUGGUAUCACUGAUGAAGCGGAUCACAUUAACACUGAAGAUUGGUUGACUGAAGUCUGUGGCAAUGAAUGCCAAAGAACGGUUGACUCUGCAGAAGUUCCACAAUGUGUUGGUUGAAGGUAUCAUGCUGAGUGAGACUUUCCUUGGAGAGUUCAUAGCACAAGGGAUUCUAGAUCUCGACCUUAAGGAGGAGAUCACAUGUGAGGUGACCGUAGAAGCCAAGAAUGCCAAGUUUCUGUCGGUCUUGCCCCGCCGUGGUCCCAAUGCCUUCCCCACCCUACUGCGAGUGCUGGAGAGACAGGCACCCUGGAUCAAAGAUGAGUUGGAGACAUUCUACAACAAGCAGAGACGUAUCGUGUACACUAGGGACGGUGAUUUCGUCCCUGAUGAUAAUACAGAUAUACAGCCCAGUUAUGAUCCUCCAAACAGAAGCCAGAGCAGUACUGUACUGGAAAAGGCAGUGCAGACGCUUGAAGAUUUCCAUAACGAAGAAGAUGUCAGUGUCAUAAAAAGUUUGCGAUCAACAAUCGAGCAUAUCUAUCUGAGACUGGUGACCUACCUCCAUAGUCAAGGAAUAAAGGAAUUUAACAUUGUUGAAUUAAACGUAACCUCUGAGCUACUAGACAGAGUAGCGAGGGAAAUGUUGAAUGUUGUGUCAAACAAGGACAACAUACUUUCAAAUAUUUCCAGUCAAUUUAGCGAAACUGAGAAGCAAAUGGCAGAAAAUGAUGUGUGUAGCAUGGUCAAGAGAGUCCUCUCAGAUAAAGCAUCACUGAAACAUUAUCUUGACAAUAAGGACUUGGAGGUGAUGGAGCUAGAGAAAGAAUCAAAUAAAAGAAUUGAAACCCUGGAGGACAAGCUCAGGCAGCUUGAGGAGAAGGUCGAGGAGAAGCAGCUUCGUGUACUAGCACUGGAGGAACAGUUGCAGGGUAAAGAGAGUGAGAUCCAGAAGUUGGAAGUUGCUGACAAACUGCGGCUACAGGAGCCACUGUUGAAGAGAAUACACAGCUUGAUAGAUGAGGUGUCCACCGCAAAGAGUCAGAAGGAGAAACAGAUGUAUCAGACAGAGCAGGAGUAUCAGGAUCUGCAGAAGGAUACUAUUGGACUUGAGAAUCUGUUGAAUCAGCUGAAGGGUGUUCAUCAUUACCAUGAACAACAGCAUAGGAGUCAUGAGCGGUAUCGAUCUGUAUCCCAGAGCAUCAACAAUGAGAAUAUUGGUAGAGAUGGAAAGGUGUAUCAAGGCAUGUUUUCCUCUGAACAAACUUUGACUGUUGAUAGUCAUUUAGGGUUUGACAUGUCAACCAAUAAGAAUGAGAAAACUUACCAAACAAAACCCAGUAGAAGUCCCAGGAGAAGAUUAAAGAGAAGUCCUAGGCCUGGCAACAUGCUAGUUAACAGGUCAAAUUCAGACACUGUGCCUACUUCGCCAAAGCAGAAAACACCUCGAUACCAGCAACCAAUAUUUAGUAGGCAAGUUUCAGAACUUCACCUUGAUAACCGAUCAACAUCAAGACAAAGUACAGAUUUCCUUAGGUCAGUGUCAAGACAAGGAACAGACUUGUCCAGAUCUGUAUCCAGACAGGCUACUAAUUUCUCUUUGAAAAGCAGCACUAUGUCUAUGCCAUACACAAGCCGCCAGGGCACAGAACAGUCUCUCAUGAAUGGACACCAGUCCCGGACAUCAGUCAGAUCUGAAGACAUUGACCCUCUUGCAUCUGCUAGACAAACACCUCGUGAUAGUCCUCAACUACAAUUAAUGACCAGAUCUGAAAGUGUUAGGUCAAAUCCAAGGCAAAAUCGUGCCACAUAUCAGACAAGAAGGGAAAGAACAUGUCGUCUACUGUACAUGAGGUGACAAGGUGCAUUCGUAGUUGAAAGAUAGAACAGGACAAGCUUAUUUUGUUGACACACUGUCUCAACAUAUUUAUGUAUCUGUGGAGGCUGACCUAAAGUUUCCUACUUGAAAGCUAUUUAUGUUUAAGGGAAUACUUGGAGAAACGAUGUUCAAGAUCACCAUCCAAAAUAUUACACUUACCAUCCUAAAAUGGUGAAUAGCUCAAAUAUAAAAAGGAGCAUUAUGAACAUUUAUUUAUAUAGUUUACAGAAUACAAUCAGAGAAGGAGUCUUCUGGCUUUGAAAACAGCCUGAACAAAUGACUCAAUCAUUAUCAAUUAUUUUCAAUCACUAUUCAUUGAGAUGGAUGGAUCUAAAAGCACAGAAGUACCUUUCACCUCACUGGCAAUGUAUCUGUCACUUGACUUGACUUGAGUGCAUUAUCAUUUUAUACUGCAUCAGCAACUGUGCGAUAAUUUGGGUAAAGACAUCAGUUUAUACCUCUUGCUGAGACCAUCAAACUCAAAGUCACAAAUACUUACAGCAUGUGAUUACCCUGUAACACUAACUGCUUUCUGGAUAACAAUGUAUUUUUGUUUGUUUCUGUGUUACCUGGUUUACAGCUCCUAGACCCAGAGCUCCAGAUAAGCUGCGUAUCUGCGUAAAAUAGGCAUCAGAAAUGCAGAAAUAUGCAGUAAAAUAAAAUCCAAGCGUA